This is a messenger RNA of Procambarus clarkii (red swamp crayfish), 1479 nucleotides long. The record is from RefSeq and is a predicted model, not a curated record. Lineage: Eukaryota; Metazoa; Arthropoda; Malacostraca; Decapoda; Cambaridae.
CAAGCAGACGUGCAGGCCAGCCGACGUGCAGGCCAGCCGACGUGCAGGCCAGCCGACGUGCAGGCCAGCAGCCGUGCAGGCCAGCAGCCGUGCAGGCCAGCCGACGUGCAGGCCAGCCGACGUGCAGGCCAGCCGACGUGCAGGCCAGCAGCCGUCCAGGCCAGCAGACGUGCAGGCCAGCAGUCGUGCAGGCCAGCAGACGUGCAGGCACGUAGACGUGCAGGCCAGCAGCCGUGCAGGCCAGCAGAUGUGCAGGCACGCAGACGUGCAGGCACGCAGACGUGCAGGCACGCAGACGUGCAGGCACGCAGACGUGCAGGCCAGCAGCCGUGCAGGCCAGCAGCCGUGCAGGCCAGCAGCCGUGCAGGCACGCAGCCGUGCAGGCACGCAGCCGUGCAGGCCAGCAGCCGUGCAGGCACGCAGCCGUGCAGGCACGCAGCCGUGCAGGCACGCAGCCGUGCAGGCACGCAGCCGUGCAGGCACGCAGCCGUGCAGGCACGCAGCCGUGCAGGCCAGCAGCCGUGCAGGCACGCAGCCGUGCAGGCCAGCAGCCGUGCAGGCACGCAGCCGUGCAGGCCAGCAGCCGUGCAGGCACGCAGCCGUGCAGGCCAGCAGCCGUGCAGGCCAGCAGCCGUGCAGGCACGCAGCCGUCCAGGCCAGCAGCCGUGCAGGCACGCAGCCGUCCAGGCCAGCAGACGUGCAGGCACGCAGCCGUCCAGGCCAGCAGACGUGCAGGCACGCAGCCGUGCAGGCCAGCAGCCGUGCAGGCCAGCAGACGUGCAGGCACGCAGCCGUCCAGGCCAGCAGACGUGCAGGCACGCAGACGUGCAGGCACGCAGACGUGCAGGCACGCAGACGUGCAGGCACGCAGACGUGCAGGCACGCAGACGUGCAGGCACGCAGACGUGCAGGAACGCAGACGUGCAGGCACGCAGACGUGCAGGCACGCAGACGUGCAGGCCAGCAGACGUGCAGGCACGCAGCCGUGCAGGCCAGCAGCCGUGCAGGGCAGCAGACGUGCAGGCCAGCAGACGUGCAGGCACGCAGCCGUCCAGGCCAGCAGACGUCCAGGCCAGCAGCCGUGCAGGCACGCAGCCGUCCAGGCCAGCAGACGUGCAGGCACGCAGCCGUCCAGGCCAGCAGACGUGCAGGCACGCAGCCGUCCAGGCCAGCAGACGUGCAGGCACGCAGACGUGCAGGCCAGCAGCCGUCCAGGCCAGCUGGCGUGCAGGCACGCACCCGUCCAGGCCAGCAGACGUGCAGGCACGCAGCCGUCCAGGCCAGCAGACGUGCAGGCACGCAGCCGUCCAGGCCAGCAGACGUGCAGGCACGCAGCCGUCCAGGCCAGCAGACGUGCAGGCACGCAGCCGUUCAGGCCAGCAGACGUGCAGGCUCGCAGCCGUCCAGGCCAGCAGACGUGCAGGCACGCAGCCGUCCAGGCCAGCAGACGUGCAGGCACGCAGCCGUCCAGACUCCUGA